AACACAUGGCUCAUGUUUUGUUUUGAUCAAAAAUAUACUUUUAAAAGUUUUAAUUCAAUAUAAAUUUUAUUUCAAAAGUCAUUAUAAAAAUGGCUAAUAAAGGCAAUGAAGUAGCUGCUACAUCUCAAGAUAAGGAUGAUGACAUUUUAAUCUGUCUACCUGGGGAACGCCUGUGCCGGGUCGAAGACAAUGUUAUUGUGGGUGAGGGAACCUACGAACAAGGCGGUUACAUUUAUGCCUCCAAGUCUGGAAUAGUUAACAUAGACGAAUCCACUGAAACGUGCCAAGUUGUGAGCGUACAUAAGCCAGGAUUUCAUUUAACCAUCCCGGCAACUGGUGACGUGGUUACAGCCCGCAUCCUGGUGACGACACCUAAAUUCGCGAAGUGUGCUAUAUUUUGUGUUAGAAACAUCCUACUCGAGAGCAGCUAUCGAGGUGUGCUGCGGAAAGAGGAUGUGCGUGAAACUGAAAAGGAUCGAGUGGACAUUUAUAAAUCAUUCAAACCCGGCGAUGUUAUACUGGCCCGAGUUCUCAACCAGAUGGAGCAAUCAUUUACCUUAAGCACCGCUGAGGCAGAGCUUGGCGUGGUGAUUGCUUAUGCUAGUGAUAUACGCAAAAACCGUAUACCUAUGGUGCCCAUUGGUUGGGGUGAAAUGCAAUGUCCAAAAACAAUGAUUAAGGAGUCGAGAAAAGUGGCUAAAGUUUUGCCAGAAAGUUCAAUAAAAUUAAAUACAUAAAAUAAUUUUUUUUUUUGUUAAUAU
Molecule: messenger RNA, 761 nt
Organism: Drosophila innubila
Lineage: Eukaryota; Metazoa; Arthropoda; Insecta; Diptera; Drosophilidae
Gene: Csl4
Product: exosome complex component CSL4
Exons: 2
Coding region: 90-737 (215 amino acids)
Biological process (GO): RNA processing
Cellular component (GO): nuclear exosome (RNase complex); cytoplasm
Molecular function (GO): RNA binding
Source: RefSeq, a predicted model, not a curated record